GACUCGAUUCGUUGAUAGCCCAUGUUUGGGUCAUUUGCCUGUAACCGGAAUUUUUGGCAGAAACCAGGUUGAUUAUAAAAUCCUAAAGUUCAAUUGCUUAACUAUAAUCAUGAUAAUGUGUACGUUUCCAGAAACCCAGUUGCCACCGCCCUUUGUAGAUAUCUUGAAAUAAUGCAUUUGAGGUGAAACAUUUGGUUGAUCAGGUACUCCAUAUUAGUAUUUUUUUGAAAGUAAUUUUGCAUAGGCCAAGCCAGAUCCUUUGGGCUACAAUAACCGAUGGGCUUGCCGCACAAUAACACGAUCGAAAGCCCGUAAAUAAAAUCGAUUCAGGUCGGCCACAGAUCGUCUUUCUCUUCAUUAUUACAGAACCUUUAAGAAUCGCCACGGCUCCUCUCUCCUUCAGAAUUUCAGACAAUUGGAACAGAAUCGCUAUUUCUCAAUGAGUGACUCUGUCUUUCACACAAAACCCAGCUUUGAAUUCCUAAGAAUAUGAGAGUGAGGUUGAAGAAUAUUUUCUUACCGUAAUCAGUCAGUGUAAAAUGCGCAGCAAAAUGGCGUCAGCAUUCUUUUGUUGGAGACGGACUGUGUCUACAUACCCUUUUCUCUGUCAGAGAAUAAAGCAAACAGAGAGUGAUAUUGUUAAAAUGUUCCAACUAUCACCUCCGAGAGAUGAAUCGCCAAACUUUGGUGUAAAUAGAAAACCUUUACGGAAGAGCAGCCACGGAAGGGUUCUGGAUGAGAGGUUCAUCAGAAUUUUGAAAAUUUUCAAGUGGGGUCCUGAUGCUGAGAAAGCCAUGGAGGUGCUAAAGCUCAAGGUUGAUCAUCGGUUAGUUCGUGAAGUCUUGAACAUUGAUGUGGAGAUAAAUGUCAAGGUGCAAUUCUUCAAAUGGGCUGGAAAAAGAAGGAACUUUGAGCAUAAUUCCACUACUUACCUGCCUUUUAUUCAUUGUCUGGAGGAGGCUGGCCUGGUUGGUGAAAUGUGGAAGGUCAUCCAAGAGAUGAUUAGAGGUACUUGUUUGAUAAGCCCUACUGAUCUAUCUGAUUUAGUGAGAACUUUGGGCAGGGGUAAAAUGGUUAACAAAGCCCUUAAAGUUUUCUAUCAGGUAAAAGCUCGCAAGUGCAAGCCAACUGCAAGCACUUAUAAUUCAAUUAUUCUGAUGCUAAUGCAAGAAGGACAUCAUGAGAAAGUUCAUGAACUCUAUAAUGAAAUGUGUAAUGAAGGAACCUGUUUUCCUGACACUGUGACAUAUAGUGCACUUAUCUCGACAUUCUGUAAAUUAGGCCGAGAUGAUUCAGCGAUCAGAUUGUUUGAUGAGAUGAAGGAGAAUGGCUUGCACCCCAAUGCUAAGAUAUAUACUUCUUUAUUAGCUACUUACUUCAAACUUGGGAAAGUUGAAAAGGCAUUGGGUUUAGUCGAGGAGAUGAAGAAGUGUGGCUGUGCCCCAACUGUUUAUACAUACACAGAGUUGGUAAAGGGCCUCGGUAGAGCUGGUAGAGUUGAAGAGGCUUAUUCUGUCUUUCUUAAUGUACUAAAGGAGGGCUGUCAACCAGACAUUGUUCUUAUAAAUAAUGUUAUAAACGUGCUUGGAAAGGCUGGGCGCUUGUCUGAUGCCCUAAAGCUGUUUGAAGAAAUGGGGUCUCUGAAGUGUACGCCUACUGCUGUGACUUAUAACACCAUCAUCAAAGUUCUGUUUGAAUCCAAAGCCCCUGUAUCUGAGGUUUCAUCAUGGUUUGAGAGAAUGAAGGCAAAUGGUGUAGCUCCUAACUCUUUUACUUAUUCAAUUCUCAUUGAUGGAUAUUGCCGGACAAAUAAAGUAAAGCAUGCUCUAUUAUUGCUCGAGGAGAUGGAUGAGCUAGGUUUUCCCCCAUGUCCCGCUGCCUAUUGCAGCUUGAUCAACAGUCUUGGAAAAGCAAAGCAGCACGAAGCUGCAAAUGAGUUGUUCCAAGAAUUGAGGGAGAAUUGUGGGUCCUUGAGCUCAAGAGUAUAUGCUGUAAUGAUAAAGCACUUCGGUAAAUCUGGACGCCUGACUGAGGCCAUGGAUCUUUUCAGUCAGAUGAAAAACUUGGGUUGCAACCCUGAUGUCUAUGCUCAUAAUGCCCUCAUGUCUGGAAUGGUCCGAGCGGGUAUGACAGAUGAAGCUCUUUCGCUGCUUGGAAAAAUGGAGGAAAAUGGUUGUGUUCCAGAUCUUAACUCCUAUAAUAUCAUCCUCAAUGGCCUAGCUAGGGUUGGUGGUCCUCAGAGGGCAAUGGACAUGUUCACAAAGAUGAAAAGUUCAAAUAUGAAACCUGAUGCAGUCUCAUAUAAUACAAUUCUUAGUUCUUUGAGCCGUGCUGGCAUGUUUGACGAGGCUGCAAGGUUGAUGAAGGAAAUGCGUGAAACUGGUUUUGAAUAUGAUCUGAUAACAUACUCAUCAAUACUUGAGGCAGUUGGUAAGAUGGAUGAAGAUCGUUCUGAUAUCACUCUAUGAAAGGAUUGAUGCUCUUCGGUUGAGAUCUCUUCAUUCAGUGGCAAGCCUAUGCUUUCCCUCGAUACGAUCAUUUCUAAGAAGAGGUGUAUUUAAUUCCGAAUGGUUCACUAAUAUAGAAGCAGUGGACUGUUCUUCUUGGAAGUCUCCGUUGUAGUUUAUUUGUAAGCUUGCAAGUGGUGCCUCAGUUGGCUUUGAGGAGAAUGUCAGUUUUUGUAGUAGGUGACUUUUGAAUCCCUCUGCGAGAAAGACACAGUAGAUCAAUACAGUUCAGUUGUGCUUCAGUCACUGUAUGCCUUCGCUUGGGGGCUUUCUGUGAAGAUUAUUUUGUCGAAUGCAAAUGCAGCUACUGAUAGUCUAAUGUUCCAAUGUCUACAGUAUGGAUGGAUUCAUCUGAUGCGAUGCACCUCCCAGUAUCAUGCAUCAGAAGUCUCCUGCAUGUCACGGUACAGGAACAAAAUUGCAGACAAUACAACAAGUAUCUAAUCUCAAUAGAUCCCUGGUUGCCAUUUUAGUGUACCUGUUAGUUGGGAACCGAUUGACUUUGUGAAGAGCUCCAUAUAAUUAUCACGCCUUGUCCCUUUCCUGAUUUUUCGUGAUUCUAUGGGGGGAGCGGGCGAGCAGCAUCGAUCAUAUUGCAGGUUUCAAAGUUUUACUCCAUCACAAAAAACUGGUUGGUGGACGAUUAAGCUUUCAUUUUAAAGUUUGAAGGAGAUUGGGAAGUAUUCGAAUCAAGUUGGUUUAUGAUCCUCACUAACGCUGAUUAUGCCAAAUUGAAAUAAGCUUGUUAUGAUAGGAUAGUUAGUUUUUUCUAUGGAGUUUACUGGGCUCACAAUAUGGAUGAAGAACUACUGUAGUGGCAAUGUAAAAACUAAUUUCUUGAAACAUCUUACUUGAUUCUGUUACGUUACAAGUUCUCAUACAGUCAAUAUACUUCCAUGUACUUGAGGAAAGAUUUAGUUACUGACAAAACUGAACAGCAGCGAUGUACAAUGAUAAUCGAGAUUCAAGAUGCACAACAAGGAAUGCUGGAAUGUGAAAAUCUUUGAUAUUUAUUGCAUAUUAAGUUACAGCAAAUUCAAAUCGAAGAUCUUUGAUACUCCAUCUUUAACUAUCUAAAUCACUAAUAUAGCAAUUCUUGACUUGCCUAACAACAAAUACAGAAGAAGUCAUAGUGCCACUAAAUGAUACAACAAUGAUGGGCAUUAACAACCUGGAAAACAGAAUAACUCUGUCCCAUUUAGAGGGUUCACCUACUGACGUUCUCUGUAGAUACAUCAUUCUCUUCAUCAUCUCCUCGCCGGAUUUUGGCAAUCUCGGCAUGAGCCCUCUCCAGAAUCUGCCUCUUUUGUAAUUCCAAGUCUCUAUGGAAGUCCAUUCUCAUCUUUUCUAGUUCCAUUAUCUGCUGUCUUUUACUGUUCUCAAUCUUUUCAUAAAUACUGCUAAACUUCUGAAUGGAAUCAGCAAGUAAUUUAAAAGACGAACCAUCACCACUAUUGGAGCCCUCGCUCUUUCUACUCUUGGGUGGUAGCCCUUCGGAAUCCUCCUCUUCCCCCUCAGGCGAUUCUGAAACUCCCGGGCUAUCCCUCAUCUCAUCUAGUCCAUUUGAACGGUUUAAAUACUCUCCAGGGUUCAUGAAAACAUACUCCCCAGAGUCCAGUCCACAUGAAAGCCCAGCUUGCUGAGGUGGUGAUGACAAUAAUGUGUCCAUUUUCUCAAAGUAAACCCAUUUACUGACAAAAUUUGUUGCCUCGGAUAAUUUUGCCUUCUCCUUCUUGUACUUCUUUUUCAAUGUAUCUAAGCGAUUUCGGCAUUGGGUGUCUGUCCUCUCAAUCUUGGUCUCCUGAGAAACCUUAUCAGCAACUUCUUGCCAUUCCUCAGACCGUAGGCUCUUUCUUCCAUGCUGGAGAAACUUAUUGCCCCAAGCUUCAAGUAAAGCAAAUGUCUCACGCUCACUCCAAUCAGCAACUGAAUUUCGCCCACCAAAUGACGUUUUUGGCACAACAGCAGGGGGUGCUGCUGCUGCUGCUGCUGGUGCUGGAAGUCGCGGAGCAAAUUCAUAACUGGACAACAAGCUCUUCAGCUUCCUUUUCUUGGGGUGUCUCUGCAUAUCAUCAUCAUCGGUGUCCUCCUCGUGAUCAUCGUCAUAUUCAUCUCUUCCUAAUCUCUGAACACCAUUUUCCUCAUUCUCAUCAUCUUCUUCAUCAUCCUCAUCAAUCUCUUCUUCUUCAUCAUCAUCAUCCUCCUCAGGAUAAUGAUCAUUUGUGUUUUCUCGAACAACAAGCUGCUUUUGCCGAUUGGACGAAGCAUAACCCUGGCUCAUCCCAUAAGUGUUAGAGGGAUACCUCGCAUCAUCCUCAGUGUCAUCCAUUUUAGCAGGGCACAGAACUAAAAAAAUAACUCAAAUAAGCAACCUGACUUGUAUUUCUAUUUGCAAGAUUACAUUCCUCAAGGGAUGAAAUUUCCCAUAUAGAUCAUGCCUUCAGUUUCCAGCUGAUUAUCAUACAAUAAAUGUCCAACUACUCAAAUAUUUGUACAAAAUAAAAGGAUAAUAACUAUCUAUAUAUCUCAAAAAACGGAAAAUUUCAGCUCUCGCAACUGAUUAUACCACAAAGAUUCAUUUCAUGGGAAAAAUUAACUAAAAAACAAUAAUUAUUCACAAUGAAAAUUCAGGGGAACAAAACUACUCUAAAAAAAUUUUCUCAGAAAUUCCAGACAGCAAAGAAACUAAAUUCCCAAAAUAAAACCCAUCAAACCGAGUAACUCAAGAACAGACAAAAGAUGAGCUUCGAAGUACCUCAAAGUUUCAAACUUUCGGCCGAAUCAAACACCGAAGACCGACAGAAAGUACAAAAACCCUUGCAUAAUUCUACCCCAAAAGGACCCCAGAUUUCAAGGGGGGAAAACGUAUGCGAAUUUAACGCCUCCCAGAUGGCUCAGGAUGAUGCAAAUUUCACAUGGGUCUGUCUUGAAAUUUGUCGUUUUUUCUCUUCAUCAGACGAAUUUGAAGGGUUCGGGAUUGGAUUGUGUAUAUUUCUCUGAUGAGAAUAAGAGAGAUGAGAUGAAAGUGAAGAAAAAAUUGAAAAAUAAAAGAAAAGAGUGCGCAUCUGAACAUUGCAAUCAAAACUUUGGAUAUAAAGUGGGAGG
Molecule: messenger RNA, 5612 nt
Organism: Oldenlandia corymbosa var. corymbosa
Lineage: Eukaryota; Viridiplantae; Streptophyta; Magnoliopsida; Gentianales; Rubiaceae
Source: the annotation of a GenBank genome assembly